GUACUAUAAUAGGCUGAGCGCUACGCUCACAUCCUCUUACGCUCUAGCUGAAACAUUCACAGACCUUACAUAUCCGGUUACCGGUACUAUUGGCGAUGCUACUUUUCUUCCUUCGAUCUACAUCUCAUCCUCUAUAUAAGCCCGAUAAUCAGAAAACGUCAGCAACUACAUUCGCACCAUGACCCAAGUCGCGGCGAUGUACAGUUUCACUGGCGCAAACAUGGCUUCCUUUAUGACUGGUCUUGGCAUAUCAUCUAUAGUUUUCUUAAUUUUGAGCGCACAAGUCUGGGUCUAUUUCUGGAGACAUAAAAUCCGAUCUCGGGAAAACAGGCAGAACAAUGCUCUCGUUAUUUUCAUCUGGUUAAUACAAGCCGCUCAAAUGGUAAUUACUACUCAGCUCUCGCGCAUUCAUACGAUGGAGUUCGAGGAUAAAUCCCAUUUCUUUGGUUUUAUGUUGACGGAAUGGGGGAUUUACAUUGGAAUAGGUUCCUUGACCACGUCCCUUGUACAUGGUGUUUUCAUAUGUAGGAUUUUCAGACUUGAGAAGAGUCUCUGUGGCAGACGGAGAAUGUCAUUCGUUUCGAUUGCAUUUUUGGCCAUGGAGCAAGUUUUUGGUCUUCUUAGUACAAUCUGCCUCUUCAAACUACACGAUCAUCCUAACUACAGUGCCGUGGUUAUUUGGUCUAUUUUAAUCUCGCUUGGUUGUUCAGCAAUCAAUGAUGUUCUUAUCGCUGGAACUUUGGCUUAUAUUCUCCACACACACAGGACUGUAUCGCCAAGAACGAACCAAAUGAUCACGAAACUUGUCAUAUUCUGCUCGCAAACGGGUUUAAUUACAACCGUGACGGCAUUCAUCACUAUGGGACUUUGGGCAGCUUGCCGUCUCGAUAUUAACCAUCUAUAUAUGUGUUUUCCUAUUGGAGGCUUAUAUGCUACAUGCCUUCUUGCCAACUUCAUCGCUCGGGAAUCCUACCUGCAGCCACAGACAGUCCACCAAACCGAGAAUUCUGAAAUCAGUUUUGCACGUUUCACGCAGGCGAUUCAUGUAGGCUUACCAGACAAUCACACCGGGCAUCAGGAAACAUUGGUAAUGCAAGGAGGAACAAAUUCCUCGAAAGAUUCCUCGAAAGCGUCCUCUUGUUGAGUUGAGUCGCUAUAAUCCUUUGGGCAUAAUGCCGCCAUCUCGGUGUUGUCGUAUUACAUUCAUCGGCCGUAGUCAGACCGUUAGUAGAGGGAAUACAGAUAGUUUAUUACCUGAGAUGCCUCGUCCUUCUCUACCAUGAGACUUACUGAUGAAGAUCUCUAUUAUAGCCUUGCUUUAACACAGCUUUUAAACUGCGGACAUGUUUAAUCAUAUACAUCUAUCUUGCAGACACGUCGAGCUCACGUUCUCCUCACGACUGU
Molecule: messenger RNA, 1404 nt
Organism: Suillus subaureus
Lineage: Eukaryota; Fungi; Basidiomycota; Agaricomycetes; Boletales; Suillaceae
Exons: 18
Coding region: 179-1144 (321 amino acids)
Source: RefSeq, a predicted model, not a curated record